Molecule: messenger RNA, 4297 nt
Organism: Cebus imitator (Panamanian white-faced capuchin)
Lineage: Eukaryota; Metazoa; Chordata; Mammalia; Primates; Cebidae
Gene: MAGEL2
Product: MAGE family member L2
Exons: 1
Coding region: 138-3854 (1238 amino acids)
Biological process (GO): negative regulation of transcription by RNA polymerase II
Cellular component (GO): nucleus
Source: RefSeq, a predicted model, not a curated record
CGAACGACACUCACUUCCUAUUCAGCAUUCAGCCGGGAGGGAGCCUCUGAACGGCCACGUAGGCAUUCUCUUCUCUCUGGAGGAAAAGGCCCAGCAGCUGUCCGAGGAAAAGACCCACCAGCUGUCAGCAAAGGGACAUGUCGCAGCUAAGUAAGAAUCUGGGUGACUCGAGUCCUCCGGCGGAGGCCCCGAAGCCGCCUGUCUAUAGCCGCCCUACGGUUCUGAUGCGGGCCCCGCCCGCUUCCUCCCGGGCUCCGCCGGUCCCCUGGGAUCCACCUCCAAUUGACUUGCAGGCUUCACUGGCCGCUUGGCAGGCACCUCAGCCUGCCUGGGAGGCCCCACCGGGCCAGCUGCCUGCCCCAGUGGCUCCGAUGGUCCAGCCUCCUGCCCUAGGGGGCCCGAUAGUCCCGGCUCCCCCGCUGGGGGGCCCGAUGGGGAAGCCUCCAACUCCCGGGGUCCUGAUGGUGCAUCCUCCGCCUCCGGGAGCCCCGAUGGCCCAGCCUCCGACCCCGGGAGUCCUGAUGGUGCAUCCUUCAGCUCCUGGAGCCCCCAUUGCCCACCCUCCUCCUCCGGGGACCCCAAUGUCCCAUCCUCCUCCUCCGGGGACCCCGAUGCCCCAUCCUCCUCCUCCGGGGACCCCGAUGGUGCAUCCUCCCCCUCCGGGGACACCAAUGGCUCAUCCUCCCCCUCCGGGGACACCAAUGGCUCAUCCUCCCCCUCCGGGGACACCGAUGGCUCAUCCUCCCCCUCCGGGGACACCGAUGGCUCAUCCUCCCCCUCCGGGGACACCGAUGGCCCAGCCACCAGCUCCGGGAGUCCUGAUGGCCCAGCCUCUGACUCCGGGAGUCCUGAUGGUCCAGCCUGCUCCUCCGGGAGCCCCGAUGGCUCAGCCGCCUCCAGCAGCCGUGAUGACCCAGCCUCCGCCUUCAGGAGCACCGAUGCCCAAGCCUCCAGGUCCAGGAGUCCUGAUGAUUCAUCCUCCAGGUGUGAGAGCUCCGAUGACCCAGCCUCCAGCUUCAGGAGCACCGAUGGUGCAGCCAGCAGCCCCACCUGCACAGCCGAUGGCUUCUUGGGCCCCGCAGGGUCAGCCUCUGAUCCUGCAAAUCCAGUCUCAAGUCAUAAGGGCUCCUCCGCAGGUUCCCCAGGUUCCCCAGGUCCCACAGGCACCCCCGGCGCAGCUGGCCACACCCCCGGGCUGGCAGGCCACUUCGCCAGGAUGGCAGGCCACGCCGCAAGGCUGGCAGGCCACCCCCCUGACCUGGCAGACCACGCAGGUCACCUGGCAGGCACCAGCGAUUGCCUGGCAGGCGCCGCCUCCCAUGCGCCAGGGGCCCCCGCCCAUCCGCCCCAGCCCACCACCCAUCCGCCCUGGCCCACUACCGGUGCGCCAGGCCCCACCGGUGAUCCGUCAGGCCCCACCGGUGAUCCGCCAGGCCCCACCGGUGAUCCGCCAGGCCCCACCGGUGAUACGCCAGGCCCCACCGGUGAUCCGCCAGGCCCCACCUGUGAUCCGCCAGGCCCCACCUGUGAUCCGCCAGGCCCCACCGCUGAUUCGCCAGGCGCCACCGCCCAUCCGACCCGCCCCACAGGUCAUGGCCACCCAACCACCUCUCUGGCAGCCUUUGCCACCCCCACCUCCACUGCGGCAGGCCCCGCAGGCUAGGCUGCCGGCCCCGCAGGUGCAGGCGGCGCCGCAGGUGCCUACGGCCCCACCUGCUACGCAGGUACCCGCGGCGCCGCCCGCUGGCCCGCAGGUGCCCCAGCCUGUGCUGCCGGCCCCGCUGUCUGCCCCGCUGUCUGCCCCGCUGCCUGCCCCCCUGUCUGCCCCGCUGUCUGCUCCGCAGGCUGUGCCCUGCCCAUCCAUUAUCUGGCAGGCCCCCAAGGGUCAGCCCCCGGUGCCGCACGAGAUGCCGACGUCGAUGGAGUACCAGGAGGUGCAGCAGACCCAGGCACUGGCCUGGCAGGCCCCGAAGGCUCCCACUCACUUUUGGCAGCCCCUGCCUGCCCAGGAGGCCCAGAGGCAGCCCCCCCCCAUGGUCCAGCUGGAGCAGCCCUUUCAGGGAGGCCCCCCCUCCCAAAAGGCUGUGCAAAUCCAGCUACCCCCGCAGCAGGCGCAGGCCUCGGGUCCGCAAGCCGAGCUGCCCACACUGCCCAUCCAGCCCCCCUGGCAGGCCCCGCCUGCGGUCUUGCAGGCCCAGCCAGGAGCCCCAGUAGCGGCGUCAAAUUUUCCCCCGGGCUGCGCUAAAUCAUUGAUGACUCCAUCAGGAGAAUGCAGGGCCUCUUCUAUAGACCGAAGGGGCUCCUCUAAAGAGCGCAGGACCUCCUCGAAGGAGCGCAGGGCCCCUUCAAAGGAUCGCAUGAUCUUUGCUGCCACCUUCUGUGCUCCCAAGGCAGUGUCAGCUGCCCGAGCACACCCGCCAGGCUCCUGGAAAAGCCUUCCUGCCGCCCCGGAGACCUUUGCUGCCUCUUCAAGGGUCUUCCCAGCUACCUCCCAGUUUCAGCCUGCUUCUCUGAAUUCCUUUAAAGGCCCCUCUGCUGCCUCCGAGACCCCAAAGUCACUGCCAUAUGCGCUGCAGGAUCCCUUUGCCUGUGUAGAGGCCCUGCCUGCAGUUCCAUGGGUCCCACAGCCCAACAUGAAUGCCUCAAAGGCAUCCCAGGCAGUGCCCACUCUCCUGAUGGCGACAGCAGCUGCCCCCCAGGCAGCUGCCACCACUCAAGAGGCCUCCAAGACCUCCAUUGAGCCGCCACGCCGCUCCGGCAAGGCCACCCGAAAGAAGAAGCAUCUGGAAGCCGAAGAGAACAGCCGUGGACACACGCUGCCCUUUCAUGACUGGCAGGGCCCAAGGCCCUGGGAGAAUCUGAGUGACUGGGAGGUCCAAAGUCCUGUCCAGGUCUUGGGUGACUGGGAGCGCCCAAACACCCCCCGUGGCCUGAGUGGCUGGGAGGGCUCUAGCACCUCCAGGAUGCUGAGUGGCUGGGAAGGGCCCAGCACAUCCUGGGCCCUGAGUGCCUGGGAGGGCCCAAGCACCUCCAGGGCCCUGGGUUUCUCUGAAGGCUCAGGGAGCCCUCUGCCCUUGAUUGUGUCUGAGGUCCCAAGUGUCUCUCCGGGAUCCAGUGCCACCCAGCAUGAUUCCAAGGUGGAGGCACGGCCCUUGUCUCCCUUGGAUGAGAGGGCAAAUGCACUGGUGCAGUUCCUCUUAGUCAAGGACCAAGCCAAGGUGCCUGUCCAGCGCUCAGAGAUGGUGAAAGUCAUCAUCCGAGAGUAUAAAGAUGAGUGCUUGGAUAUCAUCAACCGUGCCAACAGUAAGCUGGAGCGUGCCUUUGGUUAUCGGUUGAAAGAAAUUGAUACCAAAAGCCACGCUUACAUUGUCAUCAACAAGCUGAGCUACCCUAUAGGGGAUUUGGUGGCAUCCUAUUUAGACAGGCCCAAAUUCGGCCUCCUGAUGGUGGUCUUGAGCCUCAUCUUUAUGAAAGGCAAUUGUGUCAGGGAGGAUCUGAUCUUUCAUUUUCUGUUUAAGUUAGGGUUUGAUGUCCGGGAGACAAAUGGUCUCUUUGGAAAUAUGAAGAAGCUCAUCACUGAAGUGUUUGUCAGGGAGAAGUACCUAGAGUACAGGCGAAUCCCCUACACUGAGCCUGCAGAGUAUGAAUUCCUCUGGGGCCCUCGAGCAUUCCUGGAAACCAGCAAGAUGCUUGUCCUGAGGUUUUUGGCCAAGCUCCAUAAGAAAGAUCCACAGUCCUGGCCAUUCCAUUACCUUGAAGCGCUAGCAGAGUGUGAGUGGGAAGACACAGAUGAGGAUGAACCUGACACUGGUGACAGUGACCAUGACCCUGCCAGCAGACCCCCUCCCCGCUAAUAAGUGUAGCAGAGAUCUCGUUCCUGUGUUUUCCUGGCCAGAGGCCCCUGAGAGGGUGGGGGGACAUUUGUGUUUCUGGUGUUUAUGUUCCAGUUCCAUGUGUGUAAGUUUGGACUUUCAACCUGGUUUCAUAUCUGCCAAAGCUUUGUACAUUUUUCAUGUGGUGUUGAUUUCAGUCGGCUACUGUUCUACUCUGUAUUUUGGCAUCUGUAACUUUAAGUGAGAUCUGUGAAUCUUUGUUUUGUAUUUUGAUUGUUAUGUUUUGGUAUCAGUGUUGUGCUGGCUUUGUGAAAUGAAUUGAGAAGCUAUCCAUCUCAUUCUGGUAUAGUUCAUGUUGCAUUGUAAUCGGUUGUUACUUGAAUGUUCAAAUGACUCAUCAGUAAAAACUGUCUACAGAGAAGUAAAUAUCUAUAUCUAUAUAUAUAAAUAUACUUUCAGCAUAA